Messenger RNA from Magnolia sinica, 788 nucleotides. Its product is annotated as glutathione S-transferase F13-like. Gene Ontology annotation, molecular function: glutathione transferase activity; glutathione binding. Lineage: Eukaryota; Viridiplantae; Streptophyta; Magnoliopsida; Magnoliales; Magnoliaceae. Gene Ontology annotation, cellular component: cytoplasm. The record is from RefSeq and is a predicted model, not a curated record. The transcript has 3 exons. Bases 31 to 690 code for a protein of 219 amino acids.
AAAACCAUUGCAUUGCGGGGGGAGAGAGAGAUGGCGCUGAAGGUAUACGGUCCUCCCUUUUCCACGUGCGCGGCACGUGUGCUCUUCUCCCUGCAUGAGAUGGGCGUUGAUUACGAGCUCGUUCCCGUAAACUUCUCAGCAGGCGAGCACAAGCAGCCUUCCUACCUCGCCACCAAAAACCCGUUUGGUCAGGUCCCGGCUUUGGAGGAUGGCGAUCUCACGCUCUUUGAAUCUCGUGCGAUCACCCGUUACAUAGUGACCAAGCAUAAGGGCAUGGGCGCUGAUCUUUUGAGGCUUGACAACCCCAAUAAGUCUGCAUUGGUUGGAGUCUGGAUGGAAGUGGAAGCCCGUAAUUUCAAUGAGCCAAUCUCAGCCAUCGUCCAUCAGAUCCUUGUCAGUCCCUUACUCGGUGUGACCACCGAUGAUCAAGUGGUCGAGACGAAUGCCGAGAAACUAAGCAAGGUUCUCGAUGUCUAUGAAGAGAGGCUGUCCAAGAGCAAGUACUUAGCUGGGAAUUUCUACAGCUUAGCUGAUCUGCAUCACAUCCCAUACAUUCACUACUUCAUGAAGACUCCCAAAGCUUCACUGAUUAGCUCACGCCCGCACGUGAAGGCAUGGUGGGAUGACAUCUCGUCGCGGCCUGCUUCCAAGAAAGUCAUUGAGGGGAUGACCUUUGGAGAAAAAGCAUGAGAUCUGAGGAGGUUUUGCUAAAGAAAUAAUGCACGGGUGGUGUGAUUGUCAUUAUCGUAAUAACAAUCUCUCUUUGAUAUGUAGUCUUUGUUUUGUUU